Molecule: messenger RNA, 408 nt
Organism: Amblyraja radiata (thorny skate)
Lineage: Eukaryota; Metazoa; Chordata; Chondrichthyes; Rajiformes; Rajidae
Product: histone H4
Exons: 1
Coding region: 42-353 (103 amino acids)
Cellular component (GO): nucleosome
Molecular function (GO): protein heterodimerization activity; structural constituent of chromatin; DNA binding
Source: RefSeq, a predicted model, not a curated record
UUUUGCCUUUUAUUGUGCAGCGACUUGAGUGAACAAACAUUAUGUCUGGCAGAGGGAAAGGAGGUAAAGGACUGGGCAAAGGCGGAGCCAAACGGCAUCGCAAAGUUCUUCGCGAUAAUAUCCAAGGCAUCACCAAACCAGCUAUCCGCCGCCUGGCUCGGCGUGGCGGUGUCAAGCGAAUCUCGGGUCUCAUCUACGAGGAGACCCGUGGGGUGCUGAAGGUUUUCUUGGAGAAUGUGAUCAGGGAUGCGGUCACCUACACCGAGCACGCCAAGCGUAAGACGGUCACGGCCAUGGAUGUGGUGUACGCUCUGAAACGCCAGGGCCGCACUCUGUAUGGCUUCGGCGGUUAAAUAAUUCUUCCCUUUAACAAAUCGACAAAACAAAGGCUCUUUUAAGAGCCACCCA